Messenger RNA from Torulaspora globosa, 1884 nucleotides. RefSeq names its product Rab GTPase-activating protein MSB3 (gene MSB3). The transcript has a single exon. The record is from RefSeq and is a predicted model, not a curated record. Lineage: Eukaryota; Fungi; Ascomycota; Saccharomycetes; Saccharomycetales; Saccharomycetaceae. Bases 1 to 1884 code for a protein of 627 amino acids.
AUGGACUCCCAACCUGCCCAACUGACAAUAAAUCAUGAUGGAGCCACAACUGACGAUCGUAGCCAGAGAAACAGGGGAAUUGGACUGCCUAGGAAGUCUCCGUCGACGCCUGAGGUGCGUGGAUCGUUCGAUAAUAUGCGGAGAAUCGAUGCUGUACCGCUGCCGAAGCACGAGUUAACGCGCAAUGUUUCAUCCACUCUCGAUGGUUCGUCGGUGGACAAUGCGGAGGCAAGCCUUAGCGUAAUCGACAUCUACGGUGAUGAGGUGGAAUCUCGCCGAACAAAUGAUCUGGAAGCUCAGGAGUCCAACGGUGUCUCCAACGGUGGAAGUGGUACUUCUCUGGCGGUAUUUUCCCGCAGCAGAAGCAAUGGCACAGAGGAGCAGAGCUUUGACAGAUACGGGUUUAAGAAACAGAGCAAUUUCAUAAGCGAGAAGGAAUACAACGAAUGGUGGCAAGACUACUCUCAGUAUUGCGUACGUCGGAAGCAUAAGUGGAAGCUAUUCAUGGAGAAAAGCGGACUUCCUCUGGACAACGACUCGCCUUAUAGAUUUCCCUCCCGCAGUGAAAAGUUGAGAAGAUACGUGAGGAAGGGUAUUCCUGCAGAAUGGAGAGGUAACGCAUGGUGGCACUUUGCCCGUGGCCAGGAGAAGUUGAAUAAGAACAGGGGCUUGUAUGACCGAUUACUGUCGCAAAUGAACGAGAAGGGCAAGAAGAAGGCUAUCACGGAUCUGGAUGUCAUUGAGCGCGACCUGCACAGAACUUUUCCAGACAAUAUUCAUUUUCAGCGGGAGAAGUUCCAGGACGACGAGCCAACCAUGAUACGGGCGCUGAGGAGAGUGCUAGUGGCCUUUUCUUGGUAUAAUCCGAAAAUUGGUUACUGCCAAUCAAUGAAUUUCCUCGCUGGGCUUCUGCUUCUCUUCUUGGAUGAGGAGAGGGCUUUUUGGAUGUUGGUAAUUAUUACUUCCAGAUAUCUGCCUGGCGUCCACAACGUGAACUUGGAAGGUGUCAAUAUCGAUCAAGGUGUCCUGAUGCUAUGCGUUAAAGAGUACCUGCCUGAGUUUUGGCGCUUCAUCGUCCCAUUCCCCAACCAACCCGGUUCUCUCUCCUAUAGCCAAAACCCUUCACUCGGAAAGAAUGAGUUUCUGUACAAGCUUCCGCCUAUCACACUCUGCACAGCCAGUUGGUUUAUGGGCUGCUUUGUUGGUGUUCUGCCAAUAGAAAGUACCCUGCGAGUGUGGGAUUGUCUGUUCUAUGAGGAGUCUCAUUUUCUGUUCAAGACAUCGCUGGCUAUCAUGAAGCUGAGCGAGCAAGAACUGUCGAAAGGCAAACCACUUAGGGCUCUGAGGCAGUAUUCGAUGUCCAACGGCAACGAAAAUAGCAGGGAGAUACAAUCCAGUCAGGAUGAGGCUGAAAUGGAAAUUUUUCAGAUAGUUCAAACGUUUCCGAAGCGGCUACUCAAUCCUAAUGAUAUAUUUGACAAGAUUAUCUUCAAGAAGCGGAUACCACUGAAUAAACUGGAUCAGAAUGAAAUCGAUCGAUGUCGUAAGUACGUGGCUGCCCAAAGGCAGAAGUAUAAGAACUUUCAUGAAAUCAUGGGCAAUGACCGCACAAAUAGUGGCAAUAGUCUCUCAGGAACCGCAGAUCUAGCAAAUAAUAGAAAUUUCGAAAUGAAUGUCGAAGAUAAUGGACUGAGAAUCAGGUCAUCAGAUCUCGACAGCGAUAAGACCGCCAGCGAGUUGAUCAACAGCGCCCUUUCCUCCGAGGUCUACGGGUUCAAGAGAGGGUUGAGCGGAGUUCAUUGGAAUAAUAGCAUAAAGGAAAAGGUUAGACAGAUGAGAAAGAAAAAGGUCAUCAGCGAUGAACAACUGAAAUCGAGCAAUUGA